GUAUGUUGAAACUCGCUUUACCUUGGCUUGUUUUACUGGGUCUUCUAUUAUGGAGUAGUGUGAUUUGGCUCUAAGAAUCAGAUAUGGAAUCAGAACUUCUCUGUUUUGAAUACAAAAACUGCUUCGUGGGAUUCUCAUACGCCUAUUCCCUCCUCGACGCUAUCCCCAAAUUGGGAGUCAUUGUACUUCCCGCUGCGCCCUUUUCGUUUGACGUGCUGCUCUCGGUAGAUGGAGAGGUCUUGGAAGCGGACAAUGAGCUUGUGCGAAGGGUAGCAGACGCCUUUGUGGACUCUCCGUUCUGGAAAACAAUGCAGUACGAUGUCCAGUUGCGUAGUUACGGAGACUCGGCGCCUGUUUCAGAUGGUGAUUCUAAACUUGCGACAUUCUCGGUCAUCGCUUCGUGCAAAUUGCUCAAAUCCUCGUGUUUUGAUCCCGGAACGUUGCACUCCACCCUUCAGUCCGGCUACUUGGAGGGAAAGACUUUCACGAUGCUUGCCAGUGUGGGCUUACGCUUCGAAUUGUGCCCUCUGGAACGGAUCUCCUGUAAUGACGUCUUUGCCGUUGUGAACUACUGUAUGUGCACGUUCUUCAUCAACAUCGAGCUCCAACUACCCCUCGUAUUUGGAUACUACGCGCGCAAAUUGUACCAGGUCAACAACGAGUACUACGCGCUACUAAACCCAUCGGGCAACACGUACGAAAUAUUAAAGUCGUUCGUAGCUAGACUAUACAACAUGUCACAGACCAGCGAGAAUGCCAUGGCUCAUAUGACAAUGUUCUCCGCCCAUCCAGGUCGCCUCAGGUAUCAGUUGGCGCACCGUAAGCCUGACUGCCACGACGACGACGACGCUUUGCUCAAGAAGGAAAUGUACUUCCUGGCGGGGGACUUUUUGAAUACUAACAAUCUCUAAUGGAAAUUAGGGUGUUCAAAGGAAUACAUUCCUAUUACGUUUGGUAUUCUC
Molecule: messenger RNA, 962 nt
Organism: Babjeviella inositovora NRRL Y-12698
Lineage: Eukaryota; Fungi; Ascomycota; Pichiomycetes; Serinales
Exons: 2
Coding region: 84-911 (275 amino acids)
Source: RefSeq, a predicted model, not a curated record